GAAGGAUGUGGGGGAAAGAGAGAGGUUGCUUCUUUAGGAAGAACAAUGUUGACGCUACCCAACCUUCUUAAUCUCCUACCUGCUUUUGAAAACGUGUGAGGAUUAAAGUCGCGUGGCGGUGUUCACACUGGGAUUUCUACUUCACAAAAAGAUGCUCAGUUCUCCCUCUCCUGCCCAAGCCACAGAAGAGAGGACUACUGCAGAGCACUUGUAUCCUCCUGUUUCAGUUCUACCUGCCUAAGAGUCAGCCCUUCACAGCCACCGGAGGCAAUGUCAGCCUUGCUGCUCUAGAGCCCCAUGGAGCGCAGUCCGCCGCUGGAUUCCACGCUUUUGUAGAUAUACAUUCGAAGAAAUUCCUUCUUAGAAGCCAAAUCGAGAGAAAAGAAACUGGCUGCUCAUCAGCUCUAUGGUUUUCUGACUUGUCCAAGACUGUGAUUUUUGGCGUCUGACUAAGAGAUGACCCAGGAACAGUGCACUCAUAGGAACAAUGUCCAGAGCUCAGCGAAACCACACGUGUACAAAGUGGGGAUUUACGGCUGGCGGAAACGUUGCCUUUACUUCUUUGUACUCCUGUUAAUGAUCCUGAUCCUGGUCAACCUCGCUUUAACCAUCUGGAUAGUUAAGGUCAUGAACUUCACCAUAGAUGGUAUGGGCAACUUAAGAAUAACGGAGAAGGGUCUGAAACUGGAGGGGGACUCUGAGUUUCUCCAACCUCUGUAUGCCAAAGAAAUUCAGUCCAGACCAGGCAGCCCACUGUUCCUGCAGUCCUCCAAAAAUGUGUCCGUCAAUAUCCUAAAUGGAAAGAAUCAGCUGGUCACACAACUUAUUGCAGGAUCCAGUGGAGUGCGUGCACGAGGGAAGAUGUUGGAGGUGAAAUCCAGCACAGGGAAGCUACUGUUCUCUGCUGAUGACCAGGAGGUGGUGGUGGGAGCAGAGAGGCUACGGGUGACGGGUGCCGAGGGAGCCGUGUUCACCAACUCUGUGGAGACGCCACACGUCAGGGCCGAGCCCUUCAAAGAGCUACGCCUGGAGUCUCCCACGCGGUCUCUGUACAUGGAGGCCCCUAAAGGAAUCCAGAUCCUAGCAGAGGCAGGGGACAUCCAGGCCACGUGUAGAAGUGACUUACGCCUGGAGUCCAAAGACGGAGAGAUCACUCUGGACGCGCGGAGGAUCAGGCUGCUGCGUCUGCCUGAGGGCAAGGCCUCUCCCUCGGGAACCACUACCAGACAGACUGUCUAUGAGGUGUGUGUCUGUCCCAACGGGAAACUCUUCCUCUCACAGGCCGGGACAGGCUCCACCUGCCAGAUCAGCAACAAUGUCUGCCUCUAGAACACACACAUGCACACGCACACACACUGAAACACACACACACACACACAUACAGUAUAUACAUACAUACAUACAUACAUAUCAAAACACAAACGCACUGAAACAAACAUCCACAUUUAUACUGAAACACACACAUGCACUGAAACACAUACAGUAUACACAAAUGCACACACUGCAACACAUAGAAAAACACACAUCUACACAUACACAGAAACACACGCAAUCAUGCAUAUACACUGACACUUAGGGGGUCUGUUCCUCCUAACAGCCUUUGACAGGAACUGAGAGGGAUCCUCCUGAGAUUUACAAAGAGACACUCGGAGUGACAAUGUUCUGUUCGAUGUCCUGAAGACAAUUUCAGUACUAGAAUCACUAGGGUGAUCACCCACAUUAGAAACUCUGCAAUAUCCUGCCAUUUCCCCAUCUCUGCUUCAAGCCACCUACCACACAUGUAGUGAUAGAAGGCUCAUUGCUAUUUUGUUCUAUGAUUAAAAAAAAUCAGAUAUUGUAACUUUUGAAUUAUGAAGAGUGUGCCAAUAGUGUUUUCUUUUGUGAAUGAUUUUGACUGUCAACGUGUCAGGCUUGGUUUCACUUUCAUAUCAUGUCAAUUCAUGUCAAUGUUGACUUUUUAGAAUCAUAAAGAAAUGAAAAGCAGCAAAGAUUUUAAACCCACACCACUAAGAGAACAUUAGUAGUAGUAGUAAACAUUGCAUGGUGAUGGUCUUCACAGGUGGUCACCCUACCAAUUCCUCGUACUGGGACUGACCUACUCUGUUCAAAGAGGGGAAACUGUGCCUGUGCCUUAUAUCAAUGCACUUGUGGCAAGGAGAAGCACAUCACACAGACUUUCUUUUGUUAACAUUAUAUUCUUCCUUUCGGUUCAAUCCUUUUUGUGUGUAGAGGAUGGGAAUGCAAAUAUAUCUCUGACUCACCCAACUGCAUGCAUCCACACCCUCUCUCUCUUCUUCUCCUGUCAUCUCUUUUCAGCGGUUUAAUGCCUUUGACAAGAAGAUCAGGGCUGACAUAUUGGUAAACACAUGGUUUUUGUUUUUGAAAUAUAACUUUUUAUACCGUUUAUCUGUAAAUACACAUAAUCACAUCUGAGUGUGUCAAGGGCACAACCUCAUGAAAUGAAAAAUCUGCUAUUUUUCUCAAUAAAAGCUUUUAUAAUAUCAUGUGUUUUUCAAAUAAAAUUUAAAAAAGAUUGAAUAAGUAAACAUCUUGAUAUUCUACAGGUAAGCAUGUUUAGUAAACCAUGUUUGCCUGUUGGGAGAAAUUCUAUUGCUUUUUCUUUAUUUUGGCCAUCUUCUUUGUGUGAACUUCUCACACACUGAGAUCAACAAUAAACCGAACGCGUGCCCAUUUUGUUUUGCAGUUGGGGGUGAGGUCUUUGCAUUCCUUGCGUGUGUGGUGUGGAAUUUGUUCUACUAAGAGUUUUUUGUUGUUGUCUUUUAUCGACUGUGUAUUUGGCUUUACUUAUUUAAUGAUGCUCAGAGUUACAGACACACAAACCAAAAAGUGGAGGGGCCCCUACUAUGACUUAACACAUAGAAAUCUUGUAUGGUACUCGUUGAGUACUUGUCUUGUCCUUAGCUCCCAUACACUGCAAUCCUCUUGAAGCGAUCUGAAGUGAACAGUGUCUGUGUUCAUGUUCAUUAGAGAGCAAAUGGAUGUCCUAAAGUCCACUAUGCCUGGCAUCAACAUCCUCAAUUUUUACUCCAUUUGAAUGGGGCUGUUUGCCUCAUCUUCGACCACUUGUUAUUAGCUCAUCAUCCAUGCUGAAGAAAGCAAUACAGUCUUCAGGAGGGUUUUUACCACAGGGUUUUUACAACUCUGUCAAUGUUGUGGAGCAUUGUGCUACUGUAUAUUUAACAGAUGUUACGUUUUAUAUCGGCUCUGUAAAAUUAUAUAAAUAUACUUUUUUUCUCCACAUAAAAGCAUUUUAUUUAUUUAGAUUUCCGAUGUGCACACUGUAAAAUGCCACUGAGUAUUGUUCAGAGUAUAUAAUAAACUAAAUAGCAAGAUGACUGAACCAUU
Molecule: messenger RNA, 3366 nt
Organism: Coregonus clupeaformis (lake whitefish)
Lineage: Eukaryota; Metazoa; Chordata; Actinopteri; Salmoniformes; Salmonidae
Product: delta-sarcoglycan
Exons: 8
Coding region: 457-1329 (290 amino acids)
Biological process (GO): cardiac muscle tissue development; heart contraction
Cellular component (GO): sarcolemma; sarcoglycan complex
Source: RefSeq, a predicted model, not a curated record